AUGGGUGAAUACAUCCACCGACCACGCCCUGGGGGUCUUGGUGGAGCUGUUUUGGAUAAGGUAAGGGUGAUUUUAUCUUAAAAUUCUUCAUUAAACCUGUUCUAAUUGAAGCAAGCAUCAAAGUUCAACGAAGAGGAAGCUGGGUAUCUUCUACAAUGGAUCAAGGACAUCACAAAAGAGGACUUUGAUACAACCGGAAGCAGACAAAACUUCCUUGGCCUAUUAAAAGACGGACAACUGCUCUGUCGGUAAGGAAAUAUCUAAUGAAUACCUUACUGGGGGUUUCCAGUUUGAUCAACGCAAUUCAGCCCGGCACUGUCAAGAAAAUAAUGAAGCCUAUUUCUAAUUUCAACAGUAUGGAGAAUAUUAACCAGUUUACAAAUUGCGUCAGAAAAUUUGGCGUAAUCGACGAAGAAACAUUCCAAUCAGUUGAUCUGUUCGAGGCCCGGGAUCUCUUCUCCGUUUGCGUAACAUUACAAUCGCUGGGAAGAAAGGUAAGGGCCCAUCUCUUCAAAUACCCGUUUAGCUGGAGAAAAGUCAUGGUAUUCCACCACCCAAACAAAUUCCAAAAAACAAGAUAUAA
This is a messenger RNA of Bursaphelenchus xylophilus (pine wood nematode), 583 nucleotides long. Lineage: Eukaryota; Metazoa; Nematoda; Chromadorea; Rhabditida; Aphelenchoididae. The record is from the annotation of a GenBank genome assembly.